Molecule: messenger RNA, 674 nt
Organism: Ochlerotatus camptorhynchus
Lineage: Eukaryota; Metazoa; Arthropoda; Insecta; Diptera; Culicidae
Product: ferritin-2 heavy chain-like
Exons: 2
Coding region: 44-661 (205 amino acids)
Biological process (GO): iron ion transport; intracellular iron ion homeostasis
Cellular component (GO): cytoplasm
Molecular function (GO): ferric iron binding; ferrous iron binding
Source: RefSeq, a predicted model, not a curated record
CGCAUACUGUCAUUCGUUUAAAGUCAAACCCCUUUAACAAACAAUGUCCAUUUUCCGGCAGCUUAAACUUGCAACCAGCAGAAAUCGUUUGCUAUCAACGAAGCUAAUCGCUCCCAGCCGUGAAACCAAUGGAAAAGUCGAAAACCUUGCGGCUCCGUCAAUUAACACAAGCAUCCACAAUGCGAUCAACGAGCAAAUUAACGUUGAAUUGGCCGCCGGCUAUACUUAUCUCUCUAUAAGCUACCACUUUUCGAAAUCGACCGUCGGUUUGAUGGGACUCUCCGAUCUCUACCGCGUCAUGUCCAAGGAGGAGCUGGAUCACGCCGACAGCCUGGCUCACUAUGUCCUCAAACGCAACGGUUCCGUAGACCUCGGUUCAAUCAGAAAACCACCCAGUUGCAGUUGGUCCAACAUUGGUACAACGCUGAACGAAACGCUUCGGCUGGAGAACUGCGUAUCCGAGUCGCUGUCCACUCUAUACCGAUUGGCCGAAAAGCACAACGACCCUGUUACGACCGACUUUAUCGCUACGGAGUUCCUCAAGGAGCAAAUAGAGUCGAUUCGCAGCAUUAAUCUUCUGGUGGCAAGGUGGACAAGCCUAGAAAAAGCACCCAACGGAGUCUACCUAUUGGAUAGGGAACUGCGAAAGAAAACCAAUUAAGGGUAUGGUUUCU